CCAAUGGCUGGAGGGUGCUCGCCCGAGUCCAAGAUGGCGGUGCUGGGGACUGGCAAUAGGGCCCCUGGAGGGAGGAGGUGAAGCGGCCUCGGUUGGAGGCUUUGGGCCCCACCGCUCCGGCUCUUUCCCUUCUUCCCGGAGCCAGCGGGGGGGACUCGGCUUGGGUCCCAGCCAUGGCAGCGGAAAGCAGCAAGCAGUUUUGGAAGCGGAGCGCAAAGUUGCCUGGCAGUAUUCAACCUGUUUAUGGAGCUCAGCACCCCCCACUGGAUCCCCGGCUCACAAAAAACUUUGUUAAGGAACGAUCUAAGAUCAAUGCACUGCCCAUGAAGAAUAAGAAGGCCAGCAGUUUUCAUGAGUUUGCUCGUGACACAAGUGAUGCCUGGGACAUUGGGGAUGAUGAAGAUGAGGACCUCUCAUCUUUUCAGACUUUGAACUCUAAGGUGGCCAAGGCCACAGCAGUGCAGGUGCUGGAGAAUCACAGCAGAUUGCGUGUGAAACCUGAACGGCCCCAGGCACCUCUGAGUGAAGCACUAACCAAUUGUAAAGUCAUCAAGUCCAGUAGUGAUGCCCAGCUAUCCAAAAUGCCUGAGGAUGCCUGUAUGCGCAACCCCCUCCACAAACAGCAGUCCCUCCCACUCCGGCCUAUUAUUCCACUUGUUGCUCGCAUCUCUGACCAGAAUGCUUCAGGUGCACCUCCCAUGACAGUGCGUGAGAAAACCCGCUUGGAGAAAUUCCGGCAGCUUCUGUCCAGCCAAAACACUGAUCUAGAUGAAUUGAGAAAAUGCAGCUGGCCUGGUGUCCCCAGAGAGGUCCGGCCUGUAACGUGGCGACUUUUAUCAGGUUAUCUUCCUGCCAGCAUGGAGAGGAGAAAGCUAACCUUGCAGCGUAAACGUGAAGAGUAUUUUGGCUUCAUUGAGCAGUAUUAUGACUCCAGAAAUGAAGAGCAUCAUCAGGAUACAUACCGGCAGAUCCAUAUAGACAUUCCACGGACGAACCCCCUCAUCCCUCUGUUUCAGCAACCAUUAGUUCAGGAGAUCUUUGAACGAAUCCUGUUUAUCUGGGCCAUCCGACACCCAGCCAGCGGCUACGUGCAGGGGAUUAAUGACCUGGUCACUCCAUUCUUUGUCGUGUUCCUCUCUGAAUAUGUUGAAGAGGAUGUGGAGAACUUUGAUGUAAGAAACCUUUCUCAGGAUGUGAUGCGGAGCAUUGAAGCAGACAGCUUUUGGUGUAUGAGUAAACUCCUAGAUGGGAUACAGGAUAACUACACUUUUGCACAACCAGGGAUCCAAAAGAAAGUCAAAGCACUAGAGGAACUUGUCAGCCGGAUUGAUGAGCAGGUACACAAUCACUUUAGGGAAUACGAAGUCGAAUACCUGCAGUUUGCCUUUCGCUGGAUGAACAAUUUACUAAUGAGAGAGCUUCCUCUUCGCUGCACAAUUCGCCUUUGGGACACUUACCAGUCUGAGCCAGAGGGGUUCUCUCAUUUCCAUUUAUAUGUUUGUGCUGCAUUCUUGAUUAAGUGGCGGAAAGAGAUCUUGGAUGAAAAAGACUUCCAGGGCCUUCUCAUGUUGCUACAAAAUCUGCCCACAAUACACUGGGGCAAUGAAGAGAUUGGACUCCUCCUUGCAGAAGCCUACAGGCUCAAAUAUAUGUUUGCAGACGCCCCCAACCAUUACCGCCGAUAGGUCACAGGGUUCUGCCUCUGCUCCCUUUAUGCUGGCCCAAUCCCAAUCACUGUGGCAUUUCAUCAUUCUAGUCCUUGGGCGCUUUCUGACCAGGAGCCACCUGUUGCUGUAAAAAGCUUACAACAAACCUCCGUCUUAACUUUUGCGUGUGCCUGCCUGCCACUUCAUGUGUGGAUGUGCCAUUAGUGUCCCGUGCUAUGGUGGUGGCGUGAGCUCAAGGACUCGGGACUGGACAAGUAAACUCCAGGCUCCAACCUGGACCAUCAAAGCCUUGCAGCCUCUUUCUUGUUAAUUCGCCUGAGCACUGACACAGUUGCACACUCCAAACUGGGCCUGUAUUCUCUUGUUUCUUCAGAUGCUGUUCAAUCAAACUCCCCAAUGAAGAUGCCUUACAAAGAGUUCCGCCCAGGCAAUGGCAGUGCCAUUGGACACUAGAAGCUUUCAGGGGCUAGCUUCACUCAGCGUGUCUGAAGAAGUACAGCAUUUCAAGAGUUAAUCACAGACACACACACACACACACACACUCCACACACACACACACAGUCCACACACAGUCUUAUGUGCAGCAUAUCUCUGCAAAGUUGGCGCACAUGUGUUCAAACAUCUGUCUUGUCCAUGCACAGUUUGGAGUGACAUAAAUGAGCAAGACAGGACUCUUCCUGUGAUUGACUGACUGACUGACUGACUGAUGUGCUGUGUGAAAUGAAGUGGAGGGGGGAGAGCUCUGCUUCAAAAAUUCUCCUCUCCGUGACAAUGAUACUCCUCCAAGGCAUUAUGUGUAUAUUGUGUUCUUGUGUAUAUGGGUCAAAGAUGUACAAUAUAAGUCUUCUGUUUGUAGCAGAUAUGAUUUUAUAUUUAUAAUGUGAGUUCCAAGUGUGUAAAGGCUGCCUAGGUUACUAAUAACAGUGGGUCUCCUGCCUUCCCCUGCUCAUCAGGGUUUCCGGAGCUCUGGGCCCAUCUGCACUAGCACGUUUCUGCUGGCCCUCUUCCCAAACAUGCACAUUUCAUUUCUGUCAGGAAAUAUUUGACUCCAAAGCAAAAUCCUGCUGAGUGAAAGUCCAGUGCAUACCUGCGAGCGUGGGCACCUUGGACUUGACAGGAUUCGAUCUGAAGGAUGCUUGCAAUACCUAUCAGCACUUGAGCACACUCUUUUCGAGAAAGCACUGCAGUCCUUAGAACUCCUUCAGCAAUGCAGCUGUGAGUAAAAUCCUGCCUGUAUAUUGCUCUAGGUUGCUUCUUGAGACAGGUAAUGGAUCCCACCCUCUCUGCCUCCCCGCUCCCCAAACUUGAUUGGAGUCUUCAGCUGUCUCUUCAAGUCUUGGGGUAGCGGGGAGGGGAGAUGGGCUUCUUGUUUCAAUGCUAUGAACUUGUGAGGAGAUAGGAAGAAAUGGUGGCUUUUUCUACUAAAUUCCUUUCUUACCAUUGUCUCAGUGUGACUUUUGACCAACAAAAGGUUGUUUUGUUUUGUUUUUAAUUUAAUAAGUUUAUUCCAGCCAGCAGACAAAGUCUUAUUUGUGCCAAGCCUUGACCUCUGGCUUCUGUUCAUCUCACUAGGCUUCCAACAGCACCAUCCUCAGUUGUUUUUCCCCCUUGUUGGGGCCAAAAAACAAAAGCAACCCUGUGGUUUUUAGCCAGUGGUAGUACCAGGGAUAUUGGAGGCGCAUCAAGGCAGAGGAGCUUUGUUGCCAUUUGAACACCAAGCAGUGUCCUCACAAGUGGCUUUCCAAACCUGGAGUUGUUUUCUCAGCCAUCCUAAAUUGAUUUUCUUUUCUGUGUGUGCCUUUUGUUGCUUCCUCUGAGACAGCGAUCUGGUGGUCGUUAGUUUAACAUGACUAAUUAAAAAAGAAAACCAACCCAAGUUGCUCAUCUUUUCUUCUUGGUAGGUUUUGUGAGAUUGUGAGUAGGCAAUAAAACUUUUGAGUAUCUUUCUCCCUUUCCUGAAUGAAUCUCACACUGCAGCGCACUCCAGUUCAAGGUAAGCUUAACCCUCACCUACCAGGUUAAAAAAAAAACUUGCAUUGAGUGAGUUUGGGGGUAUCUUCUGACCUCGUGAAAAUUUCAGUGUAUUCAGAUGUCCAGUCCAUCUGAAGGAGAUGACUGUGGUCCAGAAAUGCUUAAGCCAAAUAAAACUUCUUGGUUUUAAAGGUG
Pogona vitticeps (central bearded dragon) is the source of this 3833-nucleotide messenger RNA. It is a transcript of the gene TBC1D22B, whose product is annotated as TBC1 domain family member 22B. Gene Ontology annotation, molecular function: GTPase activator activity. Lineage: Eukaryota; Metazoa; Chordata; Lepidosauria; Squamata; Agamidae. The record is from RefSeq and is a predicted model, not a curated record. Gene Ontology annotation, biological process: activation of GTPase activity.